AUGCCCAGAGGGCUCGAUCCAAGGUGUGGGAAAAUAAAUGCGGGGCGGGGAUCGGGAUGCGUGCACCAGACAAAGAAAAAAAAAGGAACAGUGACUAAAUCCUGUCUUCAGAAAAAUAAAAACCCAGAGGCAGGGAUUCGAGUUCUCGUAUAUUACCCUUCCCCGAGGCGUUACGACGCCGCCACAGACUGCGCAGAAGCGUAUCCGGGACGGCGUCCAAUGAGCACAAAACUACGUUUCCCAGAGGGUAUUGGGCUGGGAGGGGAUUGUUCAUUAGUUGUGGCCUGGGCCUCCGGAGUCGUAGCUGCUGCCAGCGCUGAUAAGCUUUUAAAAAUGUCCAACAAAGAAUCUUGUGGAAAAAAGAAGUGUUGCAAAAAAGGUACCACCUCAUCGUCCAACGUUGAUAAAAAAUCUGAUCAUACAGAUAUUCUCUACUGUAAUGCAAAAAUAAGACAAGAAGUGAAGAGAUUCAGUGUAGCAACUGAUACUUCAAGAAAGAGGCCAAAAAUCAGUUUUUCAUUUCAAGGACCUGGUAAACUUCAAGCAACAUCUUUUUCAAAUGAUGACCAGAUUAGUUCACAGAAUCCUUCUUCAAAUGGAACUAAAACAAAUAUCAGUGAAUGUGCAGAGUUUAAAUUUAAAGAUAGUAAAUUAACAAGUGUUCAGAGUAAGUGUGAACCUAAAAAUCUGGGCAGUCCUACAAUUACUAAAGAUUUGAAACCUAAAGCUGCAGGUAAUACAAGUGAGAAAAAAUGGCCUCAUUUACUUGAUCAAAGCCAGAAGAUGAACGAAUUCAAAAAAGAACGGUGCAAUAAAUUUAGAGAGAGUUCAGAAAGAUAUGUCUUAGAGAAAUGCAAGAGCAAUGACUUUUCUAAGGAUUAUAAUUCCAACAAGAUAAUUAAGGAACCACUGAAGCCUAGAAGAAGGAAGAUCAGUUUCAAAAUUCCAGUAAAAUUUCGUGAUAGUCUCCAGAAGAUUGUGGAAGAAAAUGUCUUAAGUAUAGAUUCUAACAAGUCAAAGACUAAGCAGAAGGAAGAAGAAUGCCUGGAAAGCUCCCAGGUUUCAUUAAAUUUGAGUAGGCACAAAAUUGAACAUUUCAUUUCAGAUACUACAUGUAAGACUGUUCGUAAGUGGAAAGCAAAGUAUCAUGAGCAUCAAGAAAGUAACAAUUCAAGUUCUAGUAAAAAUCUAACUCAGAGUUUUGACGCACCGUGUUCUUUGGUACCACCUGAAAAUCUUCAAGAUACAGAUCAAGAGAUGCAGAUCGUAGAAGAGCUUCAUGCUGCACGUGUGGGAAAAACUAUGGACUUAACUGUGGUUCCACCUUAUGAAGAGUUAAUGAAUAUGGAAAUUGACUUGGUGGAAGCUGAUGUACAUUCUUCUACUGAAAAUACUUCUUCAGACAAAAGUCUUCUAAUUGUUAUUGACACAAAUAUUUUGAUGAAUCAUCUCAAAUUUGUUAGAAUUUUGAAGACAACAGAAAUACCAGGCUUUGACAGAUUUGUGUUGAUAAUUCCCUGGGUGGUUGUGCAAGAAUUGGAUCGCAUGAAGGCAGGAAAAUUAUUAAAACAUGCCCAGCAUAAAGCUAUACCCGCAGUUCAUUUCAUCAAUGACAGCCUCAAAAAUCAAGAUAGAAAGGUAUGGGGUUAGUCAAUGCAACUUGCUUCUCAAAAACUUUAUGGAUUGAGUGAUGAGAACAAUGAUGAUCGAGUAUUAAAAUGCUGCCUUCAGUACCAGGAAUUAUGCCCUUGUUCUCUUGUGAUUCUGUGCACGGAUGAUAGAAAUUUAAGAAGCAAAGGCCUAAUAAGUGGUGUGAAGUCACUCAGUAAAGAAGAAUUGAGUGCAGAGUUACUAAAUUUAUCUCUGAUCACAGAUGUGUGCCACCAGCCUUGUAUUUCUAAGCAACAGUUCAAAGCAGAAACAGCAUCUUUGAAAGAAAGUUAUGAAGAAGAAUCCACAAAUUCUGGACUGUCCAUUCUACUAGAAAGCACCAUAUCUGAGCUUGAAAAAUCUCUAGGAACAGCUUUGUCUUCGAUAUUGGAAACGGAAAUGAAGCUAGCUUUUGGAAACCUCUGGAUGGAGAUGCUGUAUUUGAAACCACCAUGGACUUUAAUACAUUUAUUGCAGUGUUUUAAAAAACAUUGGUUGGCUGUAUUUGGAUUAGUUAUGAGAAAGAACUUGCUAUUAACUAUUGAGAGCCUGUAUAAAAAUCUCUGUAAAGCUAAUAAUGCAAUGGAUUUUACAACAGUGAGAUUCCUGCUUCAGGACUCCAAAAGUUUGUUACAUGCUUUCAGUACAAGGUCAAAUUAUGAUGGUGUUCUUCCACAAGCCUUUGCUCAAGUGAACAAACUGCUCCAGACAGUCACAGAGGUCAAGUCAAAACUUAAGUCAAAUCCCUCAGAAAACACUGUCGGUAAAAAGCAGGAAGAUACUUCUUCAAUGAAGCCUAGUAAUCAGGAGAUUACCUCUUUCUUGGGUUCUCAGCUUCCCCAACCCAACAGGCAUCAAGAAAUCUGGUCUGUCCUAGAGAAUGUUUGGAUUACAAUAUAUCAGAACAGCACAGAUGUUUUUCAAAGAUUGAGCUCUACCUCAACUCUGACUACUGAAAAUGUAGCAUCAUUUGAAGAAGCAUUCAUUUAUCUUCAAAAGUUACUGACUGCUGUGAAAGAUAUUCUUGAAGGAAUUCAGAGGAUUUUGGCCCCCAACAGCAAUCAUCAAGAUGUUGAGACCCUCUAUAACUUUCUAAUGAAGUGUGAGAUAAAUAAAAAUAUUAAAUUUACUGCCCAAGAACUUUAUGAUUGUGUCUCACAGACUGAGUAUCGGGAAAAGUUAACCAUUGGAUGCCUCCAAUUAGUUCAAAUGGAAAAUUCCAUGCAGCAGUGCAUUGCAUCUGUAUAUACAGAAGCCAAACACCGGGGAUGGUGUGAAGAUAAACUCAACUAUAGAACCUAA
Molecule: messenger RNA, 2952 nt
Organism: Chrysochloris asiatica (Cape golden mole)
Lineage: Eukaryota; Metazoa; Chordata; Mammalia; Afrosoricida; Chrysochloridae
Gene: SWT1
Product: SWT1 RNA endoribonuclease homolog (S. cerevisiae)
Exons: 19
Cellular component (GO): nucleus
Source: RefSeq, a predicted model, not a curated record